Myzus persicae (green peach aphid) is the source of this 1255-nucleotide messenger RNA. RefSeq lists its product as uncharacterized. The coding region runs from base 1 to 1197 and encodes 398 amino acids. The transcript has 6 exons. The record is from RefSeq and is a predicted model, not a curated record. NCBI's taxonomy places the organism in Eukaryota, Metazoa, Arthropoda, Insecta, Hemiptera, Aphididae.
AUGUCAAAAUUGCGAAAAUUUGCAAACCUUAGAAAAGAUAUUACAAACAGCCCAUACCAUCGUCUCGGACAGCAUGAUAACUGUGCUAACUACUUUUGUACCGGGCCAAAAGUUGGAGAAAGAAACUUCGUACUUGAAGCUAUAGAAACUGGUAUCAUGGCUGAAAUUAGAAAAAUUGUUUAUAGACUAGCGGCAAAUACUGAGAGCUUGAUUGAAAACACAGAUAACAACCCAUAUUCAACUAAUAUUACUAGAAUUAGGAAUAAUACCAACAAUAAAAGACGAAAACUUUUUAGUUCUGGAAUUGUACGAACAAAACCCAAGUAUAAAUGUAGCGCACCUGAUAACAACUAUGGUUUAGCUGAGCCUUUAGACGAUAACCUCAGUUUAAAUAAUGAACAUUUUUUGGAAAAAAAAAAUUUAUUUUUACAAAAGCUCACUGAUGUGAACCGAUAUGAAAUUGAAAAAGUUACUAGGGAUCAAAGCCAUAGUGAGAUAUGGUAUAAAGAAAGGAGAGUACGUUUGACAGCUUCAAAAUUCGGCGAGAUAUGCAAAAUGAGAGAUUCUACAAGCUGUAAGAUGAAAGUCCAUGGAAUGCUGUACAAACCAUCUGCUAUGUGCAAAUCAAUGGCUUACGGUAUAGAAAUCGAACCCCUAGCCAGGUCGAGUUUUGAAGCAUUAAUUCAAGUUUCCGUCCAGUUGUGUGGUUUGUUUAUCGAUCGAGAGUAUCCAUACUUAGCAGCUAGCCCAGAUGGACUAGUUGGUGAACAUUUCGUUUUGGAGAUCAAAUGUCCAUACGCCGCCAAAGAUACAAUCAGUGCUAUUGAAGCGAUGGAAAAAAAAUUGGUUUUUGCCCCAUAUUGUUCGGUUAAAGAAGGAAAAAUUGUGUUAAAAAAAGACCAUGCCUAUUACUUUCAAGUAAUUGGUCAGUUAAGGAUAACACAAAGAAAUUUGUGUUAUUUCGUAAUUUACACGAAAAAUUGGAUAAAUGUCGAAGAAAUACAUUUUGAUAUUUCCUUUUGGGAAAUGAAAAUGGUCAAAAAACUUCAGUCAUUUUAUUUGGAUUGCUUGUUGCCCGAAAUUAUAGACCCCCUUUAUGGGAAAAGGUUGUUGAUUACUGAUAUUAGAGAGCCACUACAUAUUUUAAACGCUCAACAUCUGCAACGACAAAUUAAAAAAAAAAAUGUUAAAAGAUGAAUUUUUUUAUAGAUUUACUAUUUAGCAAUAUAUAAGAUUGUAAUAAGAUAUGAAAAAG